UUUUAGAAAAUGGAUUUUUUUUUUUAGUAUAAAUAAUGUCAGUGUUGAGUCUCGUGCCGGAAGAAAAACGUAGGGACCAGAGAAAUUCCCUAGAGAGCGUGUACAGCAGCAACUCUCGACUCAAUUUGCUUAACAAACGCAAACGCCUGAACCCAAUACUGGAUAUGUCGAAUCAAUCUAUUAACAAGGGGGAUAAAUAUGUAACCCAACGUGUAUUAUCAGCAAAGACGCACAGAGUCAAACAAUUACAAAACCAACUUGCUGACGCCCAUUAUCAUUUACAAGAACUAAGUAAUGAGAACAAAGUGCUUCGUGCGUUACAAAAGAAACAGGAAAUAGCCCUACAGAGAUAUGAAAACUCCAACGCAGAACUACCUCAGGUGCUAAACUCUCACAAUGAAGAGAUGAGGAUACAGCAAAGUAAAUAUAAGCAACUGAAGCAGCAGUUCAAGGAAGCGUCGAUGAAGUUAAAAGAGAAAGACAUACAGCUGCAACAGCUGAGAGAUGACCACCAGCAUUUAUUAGAUUUGAGUAAGGACAGAAAUCUUCUUGAUCGCGAGAAACUGCAAGCCCAAGUAACAGAUUUAACAGCGAAAGUCCAGCAACAGAACGAAACUAUAAGCAUGCUGCAAAGAAGAAUAGCGUUAGAGGCUAAGAACUUCAAGCACCAGUUACAAGCUGAGAUAAACAAACAUAAAGACACGAGACACGACUUGGAUCUAGCUAUCACCAAUGCUGAUAAGCUGUCCACUAUUAUAGAGAUAAAAGAAAAAAUGCUCAGCACUGCGGCCAGUAGAGGUGGUAAAUCACCGACUAAAGUGCCAUCGCUUAUGAAUUUAGCUCGUCCUGUUAGUAAGACAGGAAAAGAGGCGACACAUCGAAAUGAUGAAAGAGCUAAUAUAAUUCAAACGGAACAAAAUAUUCUUGCCAAGUUAUGUGAAAACUCACGUAAUGUCAGUAGUUCGUUGUCUCACGAGGAAGACACUAGUUCUUCUACUGAACCACGCUCAAGAUACAUUUCAAGUCGUUCUUCAACAAGUACUCGUACUACACCUAAUCCAAUGAGAAAAGGUUCUAAAAGUUCCGAUGGAAUUAUAGAACUUGCAAAAACCGUACAAGACGGCAUGGCUGAUUUAACAAUCAUUGACGAUAACUUAAAAAAUUCUACACCAGAGGAAAUGCAAAAGAGAAUGGAAGCUAUGAAACUGGAUCUUAUGAACAAAAUAAAGAAUAACGAAGAACCUUGUUCAAGGAAAUCAAGUGCUAUAAGGAGAAUGUCUACUGAGGAAUCGAUUGAAGAACAAAUUGUUGAAGAAGUUGCAAUAGAAAGACCAAAGUCUAGAGGAAGGAGGAAUUCUACAGUUUCCUUUUAUGAUAAUUCAUAUUCUGAUACAGGAAACAAUUACAGUACUGGCGAUGAAGGCGAUAAAGUACAUCUAAAGCGUGAGAUAAGUAUCGUUGAUAAGAAGACAGCAACAAAACCUAUCGAAAAAUAUUGCAAAGAUAUUAUACAAGAUAUUGAGAAAAGCAGCAAAGUUAUUGAUGUUCAUAUGAAACAAUUUAGUCAGUCUAAGUACGCAGGCGACAAAUUAGUAGAACAACUCCAAGCUGUGGAUAAACUGAAUCAGUUCGUAAAUGGAAGCGGAGAUAUUCCAACUGAGACAUUAACAGAAUUGAAUAAUAAUUUUAAAAUGUUAACUGAGCAGGUUUUCACUGAAACAGUACCAGUAGCUAGAAAACGUUCUCUCUCCAGUAGAAAAAAUUCUCGUAUCGAAUCUAAAACAAAUUUUCUAGGAGACGCUAAUAUGAGCAAUCAAGAUUUACUAGACGAUCUACUAGGAAAGAAAUGAUAUACGGCAUUUCCUUAAAGGAUUUGUGUGUUAUAUAGACUAAUAACCAUUUGCCAGAGAUUAGGAUUAGAACAUAGAAUUUAUUAUUCUUAAUUCAAACCGCAUGGCAAUAAUUCCGAAUUUUUAUAGAUACUUUUAUACAAGGAUAAAUCAGAGUCAAAGUUCGUUGCCCAUUCGAUAAUUUAUUACUUCUGUUCUUAAACAAAGAAAUCGCCACAGUAAUUUAUAUGCAAAUAAAUAUUAGUCUUAUAUCUAUAAACAAUUACGAUUUUAACGUGAUAAUGUUUUAUGGAGACUUUAAUUACUCAUCAUGUCAUGAUUAGAUCUUCUGAUUGGCUUCAUUUUGAGAAUUGAUGUUGAAACAUUUCGAAAUAUGAACUAAAACUAUUUAAAAACUUUCUUUGGAAAACUAUGUUCCCAUUGUUAUUGAUACAGAGGUCAUAAAUAUCAUAAAUAUAUCGUCUAUGUUGCAUGUUUUAUGCUCUAAGCUCAGAUCAAACAUCACGCUGAUAUAAUUGUUUGUUAACCAAUAGGAAAACAGACGAAAUUAUGAGACAAUAUUUAGUUUUUGUAUCGUAAUCCGUAAAAUUUAUAAUAUUUUUGACAAAUAAUUCUUAUACGUCUAUAUAUAAUAUAAAAACUUUAGUUCAUAUUAUAUAUAUUAUUUAUUCAAAAGUAAAGAAUAUAAACGUAACGAGCUAUAUCGCACCGAUUUCACAUCGUUUCAAGUGGAUGAGUUUUCGGCGUGAGUUAUUUUCGUUUUAAUUGUUAUUCCUUGACUGAACGAUUUUUCGGUCGUUAUUUACUUUAUCCUAUUAAUUAUUUUUCGACUUUAACCGUCUAUGUGUUCUGUGUUUGCGAGAUUUGUAGCGAAUUGCUUUAUAUUUAUUGUUUUCUUUAUUUGAAUCGUUAAUGAUUAAACUAUAUUUUGGCCUUUUCCUGUACUAUUUAUAAUAUUUUAGUGCGCUGAUUUUUAUAUAAAUUAGCUUUAGUUAUUAAAUACAAAGGUAGAUAGACAAAAAUAUAUUAUAUUUUGA
This is a messenger RNA of Nymphalis io (European peacock), 2887 nucleotides long. Its product is annotated as filamin-A-interacting protein 1. Gene Ontology annotation, cellular component: axoneme. The record is from RefSeq and is a predicted model, not a curated record. The transcript has 7 exons. Gene Ontology annotation, biological process: intraciliary transport. The coding region runs from base 36 to 1850 and encodes 604 amino acids. NCBI's taxonomy places the organism in Eukaryota, Metazoa, Arthropoda, Insecta, Lepidoptera, Nymphalidae.